Zasmidium cellare ATCC 36951 is the source of this 1752-nucleotide messenger RNA. RefSeq lists its product as uncharacterized. Gene Ontology annotation, cellular component: cytosol. The coding region runs from base 1 to 1752 and encodes 583 amino acids. The record is from RefSeq and is a predicted model, not a curated record. Gene Ontology annotation, molecular function: 2 iron, 2 sulfur cluster binding; oxidoreductase activity; molybdenum ion binding. The transcript has a single exon. Lineage: Eukaryota; Fungi; Ascomycota; Dothideomycetes; Mycosphaerellales; Mycosphaerellaceae.
AUGGAGGUCAUAGACGUCAGCGUCGGAACCCCGCAAUGGUACGAAUCGAAAGGCUUUCGCUUCCAGACCUCUAUCGUCCACGAAUCCGCAUCGACCUUGCAAUUGCAGCAGAAUGGCGUUACCGAAAACCGCCUGGCGGCGCACAAUGCCCAUGUGUACGUGUUUUUCAAAGAACACUACGAGUACUGGGCUCGGAGACUUGACGUGGAUCCAGCCACUUGGAAAUGGGGCACGUGGGGUGAGAACAUCACUUUCUCGACAGCUCUCGACGAACGCGAUUUCCGCCUGGGUGAUGUUUGGUUGGUAGGGAGGAAUGUUAAACUACAAGUCUGCGGCGCCCGGGUGCCGUGUUUCAAGCUCUCCUGGCGACUUCAACAGCCAGAUAAAUGGUUGAAAGAGCUUGCCGACUCGGGUAGAGCUGGAGUCUAUAUGAAAGUCAUUGAGGGCGGUAUCGUUCGCCCGGGAGAUAAGGCCGAACUGAUCCAACCAGGCGCACCAGGUGCUCAUGACGUGGCCGCCAUCACGCAGCUAGCCUUUUGUCGCGGUCUGAAGAGCAGGGAUGUCAUGGACAUACUUGCAAAAGAUCCUCUGCUGUUUGGCAUGAACAGGCUCCUUUUUGCCCGGAAAAUCUCCGCCUUGCAAGACGACGAUUAUCUUGGGAAAGGAGCGUGGAAAAGUUGGCGUGACUUGCGUGUCGAAAGGGUCGAACAGCCUGCGCCUGAGAUCAAGUCGUUCUACUUCAAGCCUCUCCAGAAAGACAGCCUGCCGCUUGCAAAUUAUCUGCCCGGUCAAUUCAUUAACGUCAAGCUUCCCAGUGGCCUCACUCGAAGCUGGACCAUCUCAGACUGGCCCAGCCACCACGAACCGGCUCACUAUCGCGUGUCAAUCAAACGUCAAAACCAAGGCUCCGCAUGGAUGUACGACCACUGCACUGUAGGAAAUAUUCUCUCAGUGCGAUCGCCAGCAGGCCGCUUUCAUUUAGAUUGGACGCCGCAGUGGGUCGGUCGCCAAGUUUACCUCUCCGCUGGAAUCGGUGUCACACCAAUGAUAAGCAUGAUGAAGGCACAUCUUCAACACUAUGCCGUGAGCAAGGCACCGGCAGUGUGGAUCCAUGUUGCAUCCGACAAGGACAAUAUUCCUCACUUGGACGAGAUUCUAAAAGCAAGUGGACACAAGCUGAUUAAGAAAUACAUCUUCCUGACCUGCGAGCUGGAUGAGACGACUUUUGAGGAAACCCUUCAGAACCAUGAAGAUAACAUCUCCUUCUUCCGAGGACGGCCAAGUGAUGAAGACACUCGACAGAUCCUCACAGACCCCUAUCAUAUCAACCCACUUGACGUUACACCCAUCGAAAUCGAGGGCUGCAAGUCGACCUGCUACAUUUGUGGCCCAGUGGCGUUCGAAAUUACCGUAAAACAGCAUUUGAAAAACAUUGGCGUUCCAGAAGCAAUGAUUCGCAGUGAGCUUUUUGCUGGAAAGCUGGAAAGCGAGGCGACAGACAUGAAGAAAGCAACAAUAAGGUUCGCCAAGAGUAAGAAGACGGUAUCCUGGUCGGAGGACCAGCCCAUGUCGAUAUUGGAGGUUGCAGAAGCGGUUGGACUGUCACCUGACCAUGGUUGUCGCGUUGGGAGUUGUGGAGCCUGCAAAACGACGCUGUGCAAAGGAAGCGUCUCGGGAUCUCUAGAGCCUGAUGGAGGCGUUUUGAUAUGUACAGCUAAACCAGCUAGUGUUGAAGUAGAGCUAGACCUCUAG